Hylaeus anthracinus is the source of this 5539-nucleotide messenger RNA. Its product is annotated as oxidation resistance protein 1-like. NCBI's taxonomy places the organism in Eukaryota, Metazoa, Arthropoda, Insecta, Hymenoptera, Colletidae. The transcript is spliced from 14 exons. The record is from RefSeq and is a predicted model, not a curated record. The coding region runs from base 1886 to 4594 and encodes 902 amino acids.
AAAAAACUACAACAAUAGUAACACGAUCGGGAAAUCGUAAAAUAUGUAUUUCUACGACAAAGAUCAUCGAUAUUACUUUCGCUUGCGAUACUUCCCGGAUAGGUUAGAAAAGUAAAAACCCUAUUAGAAAUCAUCAUCCCCUAGGUUGCAAGGGAGAAUGACGAAAAGACCGCGAAAUCGUGCGUGUUUCUUCUUGUCGAGUGCUCGGUCCGGAGGUGGGGGAUGCGCCCGAGGAGACAGUCUCGGCCGUGUGCCUCGACGUGUAUAAAUACAAGCAGUCGGCUUGGUUCUCGCUUAGUCGCUGCGAUACUCGAUUCUCGGUGACGGCCUGUCGAUUGCAAGUGCGCCUCGAUCUCGAUUUAUCGCUACUGGCCAGCCCGGUGUAUCGCGUCCGUGCGCACGCUCGAUCCGACCGUCACGAGAAACACGAAAAAAAAAAAAAAAAAAAAAGUGAGAGAAAGUGGCCCAGAGAGAAGCGGUUUCGGGCCUCUUCUUGCGACGAGUCCGCGCGUCGCCUCAGUCCCGCACGAAAGUACCGAAAGACUGCGUGUCGUCGCGCGCUCUGUUCGUCGUUCGUCGAUCGCGGUAUCGACAAAUUCCCGUGAAUCGUCGAAAAACACUGCGAUGGUAAAUAGCGAGGGCUCGACGUCGCCGGCCUCGACGGGCCAGGCCAGUUCAUCCUCGAUAAUCGUGCAGUGUUAGAAGAGGAACGUUUACGCGGUGCUGGUCGCCGCUAUCAGGAAAGUCGAGUCGUUAACCUCAAACCGUUUUCCCCUCUCUGGAAUCAGUGGAAGCCUAUCGAGAAGUUUCAUCGUGAAAAUCCGGGAGUUUCAUCGUCCAAGUUUCCCGCGAGAGCGACGAAUUGCGCGUUUCGGUGAUCGUUUCGUAAACGAACCUUUGAUUUUCUCGCGCGGUACAGAGUGAAACCGUCCGUACGGUUGGUUACGAACGAUACAAUUCGCAUCGAGUCCCGUAACGCGACACGAGACACGGGACCUCUCGUGGCUCGAGGACAAAGCAAAAGCGUCGAAACGGUUUACGUUUAAGCGCGUCUGUGAAACGAGUUUACUCGGCCUAGGGCUCGAAAAUUUUCGCGGUCCGGUAAACAAAGUGUCGGAUUCGCGACGUAGCAUCGAAAUCGCGCAGUUCCUGGUCGAGACCGAAGUCUAUCCAACGUCUGCAUCCGAGGAGAUAAACGAAUAAUCGUUCCCGUCGGGCGUCUAUCGACAGAGAUCGAAACGAUCGACGCGUAGGUUGAUCGAGAACGAGUUUUCCAGCAAGGGCUCGACCUAUCGGAAAAUAAAGGAACACAAACGAUCGGGGCAAAAAGCACGAGAAGGCUCGGUUGGCCGGUUUCGCGGCAAUUCUCCCGGGUCAACGAUCUGUUCGUGGAUCGAGCAGCCGUUCGUUCCUCGGUACCUACCUCCCUCCGGACAAGUCCGGUCGAGGCGAUACAACACAGGUCCGUUGGGUAUAAGCUCGUGUUCGUGCGCUCGUAGCGAGCACGUUUCACGAGGAGUGAAAAGGCGGUCACUCGGUACGCCGUCGUGGCUGCUUUCACCGGCAAUGGAAUAAUGUCGAUCGCUCCUUAACGGUACGCGACUCUGUACCUUCCGUAUUUCCCUUCGAACGGACACCCCACCGGGAAAAUGAUCGCUGGUCUCGAGUGAUCGCGAGUUAUUCGUCCAAGUGGUGGUAUAUUGUUCAGUGCUCGCGAGUGUGUGUGCCGUUGCCAGUGAUGGGACUGAUACGAUCCGGUAUCGAUGAUAGUCGAGCAAUUCGAUACCAUAGCGAUCGAUAGGAAGCAUCGAAGGUACGGAAACCACAGUUAUUUGCGACCGUGGCUAUACGGCGAUAGAGAUCCCGACUCGUCUGGUCGCGUAGCAUGGAAAGCAAGAUGUACAUCAGCAACGAAUCUCAUAAUAAUGGUCAUUCGGCGACCAAGUACGCGUCCACGAACUCCAUUCCGUCGAUGAUGGAGGAAGAUUCGUCGUUAGCAAAGUUGAUCGGCGCUGUCGGUAGAAAGGACGCGAGCGCUAUCUUACGAGACAACAAGGGAAGAAGGCACAGCGUGCUCGAGGAUUUGAAGGCGCGAAAGGACAGUCUCUUCCAGAGGGCACGACGGGGUAGCGUCGUCGAAGAGAAGGAAAACACGAAAUUGGUGCAAAAGGAGAAAAGACGGAGCAGCGAUAGCGGCAGGAGAGGCUCGGUUUUCUACGUGUCGCAGGAUCUGCUCGAGGAGAAUCCAGAUGUGCUCGACAACGAGCGUACGAUGGCGGAUCUCGAAGCGAAGAAGGGUCGCAGAAAAUCCUGGCAUCCUCUGGCGAAACCACCGAAACUCGAUCGCAAGAGGAGGAAAGGAAUCGCCGGCGUCCCGACUCAAGUUGGUAGCGCUGACGGACUCUACACGCAAGCCAGACAGAAGCGACCCUCCUGGUGGAAUAUAUUCGUACCCGACUCUGUUGGCAGGUCCAGACGCAUGUCUCAAGACGUCGCGCAUUCGAGAUCAACGGAAAACCUCACCGCAUCUUACUUCAGGAGCAAAAGCCGCAGCGUGGAUUACGGAUUCACCACGAACUUCGAUUUGGAUUCUUUACGGAACAAGGUCGAGGGACGCUUCGAGUCCGUGGAAAAACUCUCAAAGGAUUCGGACAGCGAGAGCAAAGAUGGCUCCGGGUUGCAGGAGAAGAAGCACGGACGCGUCUCUCAGCCCAUCAACACCAUCGCCUACAUGGUGGGCGAUAGGGACACGCUCACGUCGGUGGCCGCAAGGUUCGACACAACGCCGUCCGAGUUGAGCAAAUUGAACAGGCUCGGAAGUACUUUCAUUUAUCCUGGUCAGCAAUUGUGGGUACCGGCGAAAGGAGAAGGUCGACCAGGAGGCGGAACCACUACCGACGCGCCCAGUCCGGAUCCUUGCCACGACCAUGAGUCCCAGGAUGAUCUACCUCCAGAAGAAAAAGAAUUGUUGGAUAGCUUGAGGCCUGUAUCGCCUAAACCAGGCCACAUGGAACGAGUGAAAACACCUCUUGGUAUUACAAAUACAGUUAUAGAAGAGGAAGAACAACCAUUUAAAGAAAGAUUUUUGAAAAUCAAUGUUCGACAUAUCACGGAUGGUCAGGGUGUUGUUGGUGGAGUACUGUUAGUCACCCCAAAUGCAGUGAUGUUUGACCCCAAUGUCUCGGAUCCACUUGUGAUCGAACAUGGAGCUGAAUCUUACGGAGUGAUAGCACCAAUGGAGUUUGUAGUGAAUGCUGCGAUUUACUAUGACAUUGCGCAUAUGCGUGUCCAACAUACAGAGUCAGGAAAUUUGGAUAAGAAGCCGGAAAUUUAUUAUAUGAAGAAACCCUCGCAGAAUGAUAAUCGCAAAUGUCAGUCUCCGGGAAAGGAUGAGAAUUUUCCAGAAUUAACGACAGACGACAACGAGAGCGUGUGUAGUUGCGCAGAAAGAGACGGAGCCGCUUUUCCAAAGGCCUUCGAGAGAGAUCUCGUAACUCCUACUAAUCUUCAAAACGAAGAAAAUACAACGACAACCAAAGAAAAGGAAACAGAGAAAGAGACUAAAGAUGCUUGCGGUGGUGGUCAAGCAAGUAGAACGUUAGAGGAACGUAGACGUUCUAUGCUUGACCACCAUUGGGCAGUACCUAGCAAGGAUCGGUGUACAUUAUCGGUAGAAGACGAACAACAGGAUUCUUUGAAUUCUGACAAGAUCGACCCCGCGAAGUCGAAGGCGAUUCCCGAAGACGAAGAAGGAUCUCUAGUCAAAUUGUCAUGCCACGACUCUGGUAUCGACAUUCGUGAUCCUAUUCCCUCUUUCCCAGUAGUUCAGCAUAUCCCCUCAAAGAAAGUAUACUCAGACGCAGAUAUUGUCUUAUCUUCAGAUUGGGUCCCUCCUAUUACUAUUGCUCCGACGAACAUUACAACUGAUACGCUAGACGCUGGUUCCGCCAUUAAUGGCAGGAAGAAGGCAAGUUCGGUAUCUUUUAGCUUAGACAGUAAUACAGAGGAACCCGAGAAAGACGAAGAGCAUAAAGACGAUGACAAACAAGAGACGCGUAGGAAUAAGAUGUUAAAACGAUUGUCGUAUCCAUUGUCGUGGAUGGAGGGAUUAACUGGUGAGAAAGAAGACGAAAAUAAACCGGGAUCCGAUAAAAUUUCAAGCCUUCCCAACAGCGCGGAUUCCCAUCAUUCGUCUGUGUUCAGCAAAGUCUUCUCGAGCUCGCCGAUCAACCUGGUGAGUGACUUUAGCUCGGGCCUGUUUGCUAAAACUCCCAGCGAAGAGAGUGGUGGGGGCGGUAGGGCUGGAGGGACACCUCCGCUUACCGCCUCCUCUCUCUCCCAGGACUCCGGCAAUCCUCAAUUUUCACCUGGUCCAGGAGGGCUUAUGGGACGGUCUUCCGUGGGCACGUUCAUCAGACAGCAACCAUUGACAUCGUCGGGCAGCAGCAGCGUGGACAGCAGUAGAGGCAGCAAAACUUCGACCAACGCGCCCCGCUUGGAUUAUCGCAGCAUGGUCUCCGUCGAGGACAUGCCCGAACUCUUCGUUAGCUUCGACAGUGACGCAAGCCUCGGUGAACACGAAACACGCCAUUGAAGAAAUGCUCUUCGCCCCGAAGGGAUCGAUAAUUUCGUGAUUAAUUACACGUAGCUACGAAUACAUAAACAGAAACGGCAGUAAAGAUGGCAAACGGGAUUACAUAUCACGCACUGCACUCGCUCGUAUGUAUAGACGGCUUCUUAACCGAUAUGUUACUUUGCUAGUGCAUUAUUGUCCCUUUCUUCGAAUUUUUUAGCCCCCUUUCGAUUCGAUUACACUUUCGAUCCGCGUAGAAUUUAUUUCCUCGAGCCGAAGUUUACCAUCGGAGAAGGAUUUACAGACGAAAUUUGCGAUCGAACGCUUCUUACCACCCGUCAACGUUGUUCUCAAUAUUUUGUAUAGUUUUUGAUCUCCACUCGUUUGUCAUUACCAGUUCUCUCUACACCUUACUGUGUUUAAUGUGUCCAUUACAUUCGCGUGCGCCGUUCUGCGAAUCUGUGCCACGAGAAUUUCCAAUUCGUCGAAUGAUUGACGCUGUUCCAAGCCGUUUCGACUGUUGACACAGAUCCGAGGAACAGCAUCUCGUAUCGUGAUCACUUGGCUCGGAAUCCGUGAUCGUCUCGAUAGCGAUCGCGGGGCCCAGGUACGAGACACUUCAUUCUUAAACUCUCUGUUAAUUUAAAGGGGAACGUUAUCGUGUCCCCUUGAUCUUGAAACCCAUUGUGCCAUUUGGAUUCAUAUUUCUGUAUUAAGUACUAAAAAUGUUUCGUACCGAUAAAAACAGCACAACGGGUUUCAUCAAUUUUCUGAGAAUGAAUUCAUACUAAUGCAGUAACGUCAUAUGUUUUGUUGUCCCUCUCUAGUCCAAGCACCUAAUUUUCCCGAACUCGAAGGCCUCGGUAGGUUCAUACUGUAUUAGCUUGUUUAUCCCCCUCCUCUUCCUCUCGUAUCACGACCUUCGCAGACAUUGAUUAGCCAUUAUCAUUGAUUUUCGCUCUACUC